GCUCGGGAACUUGCCCUUGGUGCGCCUGUCGACAGCUCAGCUGCCGAACCAGCCCCUGGUCCUGCCUCUACCCCAGCCGGUUAGGUAGGACUUCCCGGGUACUCGGCGCCUGCUUCUCUGACUUUUUGCAGAUCUCGUCGGCGGGAGCACAGUCUUUAGUUCGCAGGGUCACAGAAACAGCAGCAUCGCUCAUUCUCAACCACGCCGGGUUUGCACCUGCCACGCUGGACUCAAAAUGCCCUUCCCAGGCGCUCGAAAUUGCUGUCCAGGACCGUGCCCUCCUGCUACCCCGCCGAGGAUUCUCUGUUGGGAAAAAUUGUGGUAGCUGUGGACUUGGCCUAAUGCAGCCAUCCAAACCUACGGAUAUAAAAGCUAUGAUAUGUCAAGAUUUGGAACAAGCAGAAAGCCAUAGGAAAUAAAAAUGGAAAAUUUGAAGGUGACCCAGAAUUAAUAUGGACAAGUAGUUUUUUUGUUAGGUUUGUUUUUUUUUGAGACACUGUCUCUCUGUAUGGUCUAAGCUGGCCUCGAACUCACUGUGUAGCAUAGGCUUGCACCAGUCCUCCUUUGUCAGCCUCCUGAGUGCUAGGAUUACAGGCCUGUGUAAAACUUGAUCAUCCUGAGGAACAAAUCUAUAAAUUCACUGAUUAUGUUUUGAAGACUAUCUCUAGAUUUUUGGAAAUUAAAGAUUCAUUAUAUUCCUAUAUCAAAUAUGACUGAUUUCUAUGUACAAUAAUGAUUUCUAUGCUUUUUGAGAACAAACUCCAUUUUUAAUUUUCCUUUUUCUUUUUCAUAAUGUGUCAGGUAUUGUUGAAAAUACUAUCUGCUCACCAAGUCCAUUUAUGGUUCUUCUCCUUCUUCAGCAAAAGUUAUAUUAAUAUUUUCCAGCCUCCCCUGCAGUUGGAUGUAGCCUUUAGGUUUAGUCCCUUAAAACCAACAAACAACAAUAAAAACUUCCGCAAGCUAUG
This is a messenger RNA of Chinchilla lanigera (long-tailed chinchilla), 965 nucleotides long. RefSeq names its product translation initiation factor IF-2-like. Lineage: Eukaryota; Metazoa; Chordata; Mammalia; Rodentia; Chinchillidae. The record is from RefSeq and is a predicted model, not a curated record.